Molecule: messenger RNA, 3774 nt
Organism: Exophiala aquamarina CBS 119918
Lineage: Eukaryota; Fungi; Ascomycota; Eurotiomycetes; Chaetothyriales; Herpotrichiellaceae
Exons: 2
Coding region: 1-3774 (1257 amino acids)
Molecular function (GO): monoacylglycerol lipase activity
Source: RefSeq, a predicted model, not a curated record
AUGCUCUUGAUACAUCAGACAGGCUCUGUCAAAGUUGGUGAGGUUGUGAGAUAUACCUUGACAUAUACACCCAGCAUCGAUCGCAUCCUCCCGCCUCCUUCCCAUCUCUAUGUCAAGAUCAAAAACACUGCGGCCAUCCCGCUGAGAGCCGCUUACCUCCAUGGUCCUUACACCCUCUAUGUUGCCUGCUACCCUUUCACGUUCAAUCCUUACCAGAAGCAUGAAAGAGUGAAGGAAGAAGGCGCCCCGGAGUUCGAGCCUCAACUGAAAGCCGGAGGUUCCUGGUCUGCAAAACUGACGGUUCCGGAGGAAGUACGCGCGGAUGCCCACCACACUAACACGAGGGCACAUGACCCUGGAAGCAGUGAGCGGAAGUCUUUUACCUGGGUCAUCGAGAUCGCAUCUCAAGUCCUUUUCUCCACUAGUGCUGCUGUGCACUACGAGCUACUCGUCGGCCGAGAUGAGAAAUCGGUGGACUUGGGCUUCCACGGAGUAAUCGGCUCGGGUCACGGAGCGCCGGCCAGGUUGGAAGAUCAUCAACACAGCCGCGCGAAGGCUACAGGUCAACCAAGAGGCGUAUUCUCCAAGGCGAUUCGACUGUUCAUCGACGAUACAGAGUCUCUGUGGAAUACUCCAGCGUUUCCAGAAUGGGAGGAACAUGGCCAUGUCAAGGUACAAGAAGGGCCUCGACACGGAGACAAGAGAGACGCUGAGGAGAAAGACCACAAGGAACAGCGCAAACAGAGAAAGAUACAUCUCGUUCUUCUCACUCAUGGCCUCCACAGCAACUUGGGAGCUGAUAUGUUGUAUUUGAAAGAAAGCAUCGACACAACGGCCAAAGAGGCACGAGAGGCCUCCAAGAAGAGGAGGGCUGAGAUACGUAUGCGACGGAUGGCAGAAUCCAACCAGUUCGGUCGGGAUGCCAUCGAUCAAAGGACCAGAUCAACACCCGAGGUAUCCGUCACAAGGUCCGACCAUGACGACACAGAUGAUGACGAAGAGCAAGUCAUCGUGCGAGGGUUUAAUGGCAACGCGGUCAAGACAGAACGUGGCAUCCAAUAUCUGGGGAAACGCUUCGCUAAGUACGUGCUUUCCCUCACAUAUCCAGAUCAACCAUACCUGCCAGUCAAGAGUUCAAUAUCCAAGACAAUUACCAAGACCUUAACAGGAUCCAAAUCCUCUUCUUCGGAUGGAACUCAGCCAAUACAUAAACACAGCAGCAUUGUCAAAGAUGAACACCACAAAGAGCACAAUCUGCCGUACAGAAUUACCAGUAUCUCCUUCAUCAGCCACUCUCUUGGUGGGUUAAUUCAGACAUAUGCUAUUGCCUACAUCCAGAAGCAUUCUCCUGAGUUUUUUGAUAUAAUCAAACCCGUCAACUUUGUGGCCUUGGCUUCUCCCUUUCUUGGUCUCAGCAACGAAAAUCCAAUGUAUGUCAAAUUUGCUUUGGAUUUUGGGCUUGUUGGAAGAACUGGUCAGGAUCUUGGAUUGACAUGGCGUGCACCGACGAUUGCAAAGAGUGGAUGGGGAGCCGUCAUCAGCGGCCUCACCAACGAGUCACAAAAGGCUGAGAAGGAACCUGACCCAGGUGCAAAGCCUCUUCUCCGAAUUCUCCCUACGGGUCCGGCACACGUUGCUCUCAAGAAGUUCCGCAAUCGCACAGUGUAUUCUAACGUCGUGAAUGAUGGAAUCGUUCCAUUGCGGACAUCAUGUCUGCUAUUUCUCGAUUGGAGAGGGCUCGGACGUGUGGACAAGGCACGCAGAGAGAAUGGUCUUGUUGGUACUAUGGUCGGCUGGGGCUGGGCCGAGAUGACGGGCCAAAAUGCGAGUGCUUCAAGAAAGGCACUCACUUGGAACGACCUAUUCGGCGACAGUGGUGACGAAAGCAAUCGAUCAGGCAAAAACUCACCAGAUCCCGAGUCAGCUGUUCCGCAAGCAGAUGCAAGUCAGGCUUUCGAUUUCGAUCAACAGGCUGAACCUGACGAGACCCAGUUCCUAGACAAGCCUUCAUCACCCGUUGGGGAAGCUGACGAUUCAUCAGUCACCUCAGGCGCCAAUCUGUGGUCUGGGCUAUUGAGUCUUUUCAAGCCACAAGCCGGCCAGCAGCCACCCAAAAGCCCACGAAAGACUCAGAAAAUUUAUCGCCGCGGCCAGACAAUGCAUCACAAUAACCACCACGAGUCCGAACCCGAGCAUUCUCGUGGCACUUCCCAAGACAGUGGUGUCAGUGAUGACCAAAGCGGUAGGUCAAGAGGUGUCGUUCGCGGCUCAUCGCUGUACACUAACAACUCCGAGAAUGAAGAUGUUCAAGCACCUCCGAGAACAACUUUUUUUGAAUCUGCUGGAGACCUUCUAAAUCCACCUCUACCGUCAGAGGAGUUUAUCCUCGACCCGAGCGCAAGACCCAGAACAAUCCAUCACGACCGUGUUUACCAUCCACAAGACAUUCCACCACCCCCAACCAAACGACAGCGAACACUGAUCAUGAGGCGAACAGCCUCACGAGAUGGCUCACAAUCAUCUGUUGUGCCUAAGAGCCCGACUGACUCCCAUCCAUCCGAAUCAAGCCAGUCAACACUCACCCCACAGCCAAGCGUAGGACCCAUGAAAAUCGAAGAGAAGAUAGCCAGAGCUUACCACAAGGAUCUUUCGUGGCGAAAGGUGCUCGUUCGCCUAGAACCAGACGCUCACAAUAACAUGAUCGUCCGUCGUAUGUUUGCUAAUGCAUACGGUUGGCCAGUCGUCAAGCACUUGUGUGACACCCAUUUUGCAUACACUGCUGCCGCACAAACUCGCGACGAUGAUGAAGCCCCCGUCGAGCGCGCCAAUGCAGCAGAGCAAGCGGUUUUACCGACUGGCGAGGAGGUUAGAGGCCAGACCGAGCCUCCCAAGGAAGAGUCUACAGACGGGAAGGCAGACGCCAAUGAGCUGGAGCGGUCGCACAGCACUACUGACGUGCCCGCAACAGCGGCCUUGCCAUCUACGGUUGAUGGCGUGCAUGAGGACCUGCAAAAGCUGCACGCGCACUGGAAGAUCCGAGAAGAGACCAAGCGACGUCCUGGCCGCACUGACUCCGAGAUCCGUGAGUCUCGUGAUGACAUCUCUGAGCUUGUCAGUAAGGUCAGCGCAUCAGGCGAGACUACCAGCACCUUCUCCAAACCCUCAAACGCAACCGACUACUCCAAUAUGAGUUCCAGUCGAGCCGCGUUAGCCAGGCUUGCUAGAAUGGACAGUGCUCGCUGGAGUGAUCGAUUCUUCGAGGGCAGUGACGAUGAGGAGUUUGAAGAGGAAGAUCCCUCACUCAUGGCAGAAAUUGAAAAAGCCAGAUCGCGUGGUGAGGCGGAUCGAUCCGACAGCAACAGCAGUGAUGUGACGGCCUUGAGUGCAAGAAUCGCAGAUGUUCUGACAGCUAGUCCUAGUUCUACAAAACUGGUUUCGGCCAAAACCGGCACGAGUGCUCAAAUCGACCCCCUCUUGGGUGGUCAGAACUCGAUGUCUCUUACCGCCGAGCCUGCUGAGUUGGAACCCACAUCUCAUUCUGCAGGGGAUAGUAGACCGAAGCCACUACAAAAGUCAGGAGAAGAUUUGAACCCUGGGUCGCUCAUUGCAUUUAGUGUGGGCACAGGCAGACUGGGGCUCGGGCUGGGUGAAAGUGUCGAUGAAAUGAUAACCAGCCAGGGCCACAGGAAAUCCCAGGGUGUUGCAGAGCAAGUUGCACUUGCGCAAGGAAAGGGCAAGGAGAGAGGGCAGGAUACGGAGCAUGCCCGUUCUUGA